This is a messenger RNA of Oncorhynchus kisutch (coho salmon), 2516 nucleotides long. It is a transcript of the gene oxct1a, whose product is annotated as 3-oxoacid CoA transferase 1a. NCBI's taxonomy places the organism in Eukaryota, Metazoa, Chordata, Actinopteri, Salmoniformes, Salmonidae. The transcript has 17 exons. Gene Ontology annotation, biological process: ketone body catabolic process. The record is from RefSeq and is a predicted model, not a curated record. Gene Ontology annotation, cellular component: mitochondrion. Gene Ontology annotation, molecular function: succinyl-CoA:3-oxo-acid CoA-transferase activity. The coding region runs from base 116 to 1699 and encodes 527 amino acids.
CUUCUAGUUUCAGUGUCAUUUAACCAGCUGGGAUCACACACAACACAACACAACACAAACGCCCGGUAGCCCACGUUGCUCAUCAUUUUGAAGACUGGUGGUUAGCUCCAAAAACAUGGCGGCCCUCAAAGUAUUGUCAAGAGCGGAGAAUUUAUUAUUGAAAAAUAUAUCUGCCACCUGCAGACCCAAUUUGAACUCCAUCACCCAUUCCAUGUUCAAGAUGUGUGGCUGCUCCUAUUCCACCUCCAGCCAGAGAAACUCCCAGUUCUACACAGACCCCACAGACGCUGUGAAGGACAUCCCCAGUGGAGCCACUAUCCUAGUGGGAGGUUUUGGUUUGUGUGGCAUCCCAGAGAACCUUAUCAACAGUUUAUUAAAGACUGGUGUAAAGAGCCUCACAGCCGUCAGCAACAAUGCUGGGGUGGAUAACUUUGGGUUGGGUCUGCUCCUACAGACCAAACAGAUCAAGAGGAUGAUAUCCUCCUAUGUGGGAGAGAACAUCGAGUUUGAGAGACAAUACCUGUCUGGGGAGCUGGAGGUGGAGCUAACGCCACAGGGUACCCUAGCAGAGAGGAUCAGAGCUGGCGGUGCGGGUGUUCCUGCCUUCUUCACGGCUACAGGCUAUGGUACCCUCGUCCAGGAGGGCGGCUCCCCCAUAAAAUACAACAAGGACGGAACUAUCGCCAUCGCCAGUGAACAGAGAGAGGUGCGGGAGUUUAAUGGAAGGCACUACAUCAUGGAGAAGGCCAUCACUGGAGACUUUGCUCUGGUCAAGGCCUGGAAGGCCGACAAGGCCGGGAACAUAAUCUUCAGGAAAACAGCCAGGAACUUCAACCAGCCCAUGUGCAAGGCAGCCAAAGUCACCAUUGUAGAGGUAGAGGAGGUGGUGGAUGUGGGGACGUUUGCUGAAGAGGACAUCCACAUCCCUAGCAUCUACAUCCACAGGAUCAUCAAGGGAGGCAGCUACGAGAAGAGGAUAGAGAGGCGUACAGUGCAGAAGGCCCAAGCAGAGAAGCCAAAACCAAAGAAGGACUCUGACAUCGUACGAGAGAGGAUCAUUCGCCGGGCAGCUCUGGAGUUUGAGGAUGGGAUGUAUGCUAACCUGGGCAUUGGCAUCCCCAUGCUGGCCAGCAACUUCAUCCAACCUGACAUAACUGUCCACCUGCAAAGCGAGAACGGCAUCCUGGGAUUGGGCCCCUACCCCACAGAAGACGAAGUGGAUGCUGACCUCAUUAAUGCCGGUAAAGAAACGGUGACUGUGCUUCCAGGAGCUUCCUACUUCUCCAGUGACGAAUCGUUUGCCAUGAUCAGAGGUGGUCACAUCAACUUGACGAUGCUGGGAGCCAUGCAGGUUUCUAAGAUGGGAGACCUGGCCAACUGGAUGAUCCCGGGUAAGAUGGUGAAGGGAAUGGGUGGAGCCAUGGAUCUGGUGGCCAGCGCUGGAACCAAGGUGGUCGUCACCAUGGAGCACUCAGCUAAGGGAGGAAAACACAAGAUUCUGGACACGUGCAACCUGCCACUGACAGGAAAACAGUGUGUGGAUCGGAUCAUCACUGAAAAGGCUGUGUUUGAUGUGGACAAAACUAAAGGUCUGACACUGAUCGAGGUGUGGGAGGGACUCACUCUAGAGGACAUUAAGGCAUGCACUGGAGCACACUUUGCGGUGUCUCCAAACGUGAGGUCCAUGCAGCAGGUCUAGAAGCUGGGGGGUGGAGGAAGUGUCCGAGGAGAGGAGCUAUGACUUGAAGGCUGUUUUAAUCUCUCCGUAUGUAUGCUGGAAGGAAACACAAACUAUGAACUCAUCCUAAUGUUACUGAACACCACGUCUCUACACUGAAUCAUAACAUUACUGUAACGUCAAUGAAUGUAACAUGUGAGAUUCAUAACGAAUACUCGGGUUGAGUUAUGAUGUUGAACAUAUUGUAACAAUUGACUUGAAGGACUGGUAUCCCUGGCAUAACUCAAGAGGAACUGUCUAAUCAUGUAUUUAGUAAUAAUGUUAUGUUUUAAUCAUAUGUUUUAAUGCUAUGUCAAAGUUUCUCCAAGACUUAUAACACAAACAAUUAUGGACUGCAUUUCAUCCCAGAAAGUUGUGUCCUCCCUUCUGCACUUGUUCAAGCCCUUCCUUGGAUGUGGAUCAGCUGGUUUCUUUUGGUAGAUACGUAUACCUUAUAUGCAAUAACUCCAUCUACUUUCAGACAUACUGCUUUCUCUGAUUUAGUGAAAUGGGAGUGAAUAGGAGAAGAAGGGUGGAGGCAACUUGAUGGUAUGAAACGCAGCCCUGCUGUGAAAACUGAUAUGAUGUUGUUUUGAAUUGCAUUUGAGCCUCUACAUUUCAUCCUAGUUUGGUGCUUUAGUUAAAAGGUUACCCUCGUGGAAACACACUCUUCAUAAAAAAAUAUGGUUCCAGAUAUUUUAGCUACUACAGAAUAUGAGGCCUUCCAUUUUCUACCUGGACUUAUUCUGUGCCAUAUAUUUAUAUAUUAAAUUAAACUGUGUUACCUUGAGGAGAAAAA